AUGGCAGCACUGUGGAAGUGUGAGAGCGGAUGGAAGCGCCUGUGGCGGUUUGCUGGGGCCCUUGCCUCUCCUCGGCCCCGCUGCUCUCUCUGCAGCCCUCCGUGUGCGGAGCAGCCCUUGCUGUGGCUCUCUCAACAGAAAAUUUUUAAAGCUGGAGAUACUAACCAGGAUGGACAGCUUGAUUUUGAAGAAUUUAUGCAGUAUCUUAAAGAUCAUGAGAAAAAGAUGAAACUGGCAUUUAAGAGCCUGGACAAAAACAAUGAUGGAAAAAUUGAAGCAUCAGAAGUUGUACAGUCCCUCAAGAUACUGGGUAUAAGCAUUUCAGAAAAACAGGCAGAAAAGAUUCUGCAAAGUAUUGAUGCUGAUGGGACAAUGACAGUAGACUGGAAUGAGUGGAGAGAUCACUUUAUGUUUAACCCAGCUACAGACAUUGAGGAAAUAAUUCGAUAUUGGAAACAUUCCACUGUGUUGGACAUAGGAGAUAGUUUGACUGUUCCAGAUGAGUUCACAGAGGAAGAGAAAAAGACUGGACAGUGGUGGAGACAGCUGUUGGCAGGAGGCGUGGCUGGUGCUGUCUCUCGAACAGGUACAGCACCGUUAGAUCGCCUUAAAGUGAUGAUGCAGGUUCAUGGUUCAAAAUCAAACAAAAUGAAUAUAGCCAGUGGUUUUAAGCAAAUGUUGAAAGAAGGUGGUGUCCGAUCCCUCUGGAGGGGGAAUGGUGUAAAUGUUGUGAAAAUAGCUCCUGAAACAGCUAUUAAGUUCUGGGCUUAUGAACAGUAUAAGAAGAUACUCACUAAGGAUGAUGGAAAGUUAGGCACCGUGGAAAGAUUUGUAUCUGGUUCUUUGGCUGGAGCAACAGCACAAACUUCUAUUUAUCCCAUGGAGGUUUUAAAGACCAGAUUGGCUGUGGGUAAAACAGGGCAAUAUUCGGGGAUGUUUGACUGCGCUAAGAAGAUCUUAAAAAGAGAAGGUGUAAAGGCCUUCUACAAAGGCUAUAUUCCUAAUAUUCUGGGUAUAAUUCCUUACGCUGGCAUUGACCUUGCUGUUUAUGAGCUCUUAAAGAGUACCUGGCUAGAACACUAUGCAUCAAGCUCUGCUAACCCAGGUGUUUUUGUAUUGCUGGGAUGUGGUACUGUUUCCAGCACAUGUGGGCAGUUAGCCAGUUACCCUCUUGCUCUUAUCCGAACACGCAUGCAGGCUCAAGCCUCAGUGGAAGGAGCUCCACAGCUAAACAUGGUCGGUCUCUUUCAAAGAAUUAUUGCUAAUGAGGGAAUCCGAGGACUUUAUAGGGGCAUAGCCCCUAAUUUUAUGAAAGUGCUUCCAGCUGUCAGCAUCAGCUAUGUCGUAUAUGAAAAAAUGAAGCAGAAUUUGGGAAUAGCAUGAAAUGAAGGAAAAAGGUGAAAUGCUUCCAAUGUUAUUGGAACAGAACAAAAAUUAUUUCUCAAGUAAUCUGCUCUCACAAUUAGAGACAGAUCUUUGCGGAGAGAUGCUGCAACUUCUACUUUUGCCCUGAAGUUGGAAGAAACUUUCUUAAAUUCUAGUUCACCAUUUCUAAACAGAUACCUAUAUUGCACUUUAAAAUGUCACUGAGUUUUUAAUAAAAAUCAAGAAACUAUCUUUAAAUCAACAAUAUGUUUAUAUUUUCAGGAAAUCAUGCAUAUUUUACUCAUUGGCUUUUUUUUUUUAUUUGUCUUCUCUAAAUGUGUAUUUGGCUUGGAUCAAACCAAAGAUAGGAGAAGUUUAUACUGUCUUGAUACUGAAUAUAUGAAAGUGACUUUUUGUUUUGUCAUGCUGCCUAUACUCAAGCAAUUCACAGGCAACAUUUUGCACGCCUAGAAGUAAGCACUUACUAUUGUUAUUUUUGAAGACUUAAUGUUAAGUUCAUAAAAAAAAAUAGGAUCUUAGAUACAGACAAAGAUGUAAUAACACAUUAAAAUGUAGCCCAUCACCUUUAUCUUCAGGCUAACCUUUUUUUUUUUUAACUUAAAGAAUAAGAGCCUGAGAAAUUGCUGUUCCAUGGUAUCAGAAUACCUCAAAUGGAUUUACACGGUAUUUUUGUAAUACAAUCAGUGAUUUUCAUAACUUGCUUCACUGGACCUGCUUUUCAUUGCACUUGUAAGCACUAGCACCAUUAACCAUGACAAGCUUUGGGUUACAGCUGUACGUUUUAUAGGAUGGUAAUAUACAGGAGCAGAAAAAGCUUGGUUACUAGAUCCAUGCCAUACAAGUGCAAGUUACAGCUUAAAAACGGGGUGGAGGAUCCAGUAUUAAGCUGAUAGUGAUUGUAAUACAGCCAAUAGUGGAGCUCAUCAUAGCUGCCUUGGGGAGAGAAAUGCUUCUCAUUUUGGACGCUCCAUUCUUUCUCUUACUCAGAGGGCUACAGUCCACCAUGUGCUUUUAGCCAGUAGAGGAUCGCAUCGCUAUGUAAAGGUUUUACAGGUUU
Messenger RNA from Pygoscelis adeliae (Adelie penguin), 2443 nucleotides. RefSeq names its product solute carrier family 25 (mitochondrial carrier; phosphate carrier), member 24 (gene SLC25A24). Gene Ontology annotation, cellular component: mitochondrial inner membrane. The coding region runs from base 1 to 1383 and encodes 460 amino acids. Lineage: Eukaryota; Metazoa; Chordata; Aves; Sphenisciformes; Spheniscidae. The record is from RefSeq and is a predicted model, not a curated record. Gene Ontology annotation, molecular function: calcium ion binding; ATP transmembrane transporter activity. Gene Ontology annotation, biological process: transmembrane transport. The transcript is spliced from 10 exons.